Notechis scutatus (mainland tiger snake) is the source of this 1059-nucleotide messenger RNA. The record is from RefSeq and is a predicted model, not a curated record. Lineage: Eukaryota; Metazoa; Chordata; Lepidosauria; Squamata; Elapidae.
GAGUUGGACUUCUUUUUGCCCUCCAGGAACUGGUGUUCUCAGCAUCUCCAGAUGCUACUAUCCGGAUUUGGUCAGUGUCUGGCACUUCCUGUGUGCAGGUUGUACGAGCCCAUGAAAGUGCUGUCACAGGGCUGAGUCUUCAUGCAACUGGCGAUUAUCUUUUGAGCUCUUCUGAUGACCAGUAUUGGGCUUUCUCUGACAUCCAGACUGGCCGUGUUCUCACCAAAGUCACAGACGAAACUUCUGCCUGUGCUCUCACCUGUGCUCAGUUCCAUCCUGAUGGGCUUAUUUUUGGAACAGGAACAAUGGACUCCCAGAUUAAAAUCUGGGACUUAAAGGAACGGACUAAUGUCGCAAACUUCCCUGGACACUCUGGUCCCAUUACUAGCAUCGCCUUCUCUGAGAAUGGCUACUACUUGGCCACUGCUGCUGAUGAUUCCUCAGUCAAACUCUGGGAUCUCCGCAAGCUGAAGAAUUUCAAGACGCUGCAGCUGGAUAAUAACUUUGAGGUGAAGUCCCUCAUCUUUGAUCAGAGUGGUACCUAUCUGGCCCUGGGUGGUACUGAUGUCCAAGUAUUCAUCUGUAAACAAUGGACAGAAGUUCUUCAUUUCACAGAGCACAGUGGGCUGACAACAGGAGUAGCCUUCGGGCACCAUGCUAAGUUCCUCGCUUCCACAGGCAUGGACAGAAGCCUGAAAUUCUACAGCCUGUAACUUGUUUCUAGGAUGCAAAGCCGCUGGAUCCUAUUCCUUGCUGUAAUGAAAAACUAUGGGGUAAACAUGGGGUGUUGGACUGAUGGAACAUCGUGUACAUUAUAGCUGUUGAUGUCAGUUUUCUGUAGCAUGGAAAGUUGCUCUCAGUUUUAAAUAUAUUUGUUUUCCUCUCUGUGUUUGUUUCUUAGAUAAAUUUGUAACUGUAAGAAUACUUAGUCAGAACCGAUCCACUGCUGACUCUCUAGUAGGGAUAGUGGCAGAGAUGAGGAUGAAGAAAGGGAGGGGGAGAUGAGCAGAUUUUUGUAUGCUGCUCUCUAGUUUCAUUAAAAAAACUAUUCAACUAUAA